GUCUUAUCAACAAAAUUUUUUUGAGUUCUAUCCAACCAUGGCUAGUUUGGCUAAAUCCAUGGUUGUUUGCUACACUCAGAAAUCCCAUGGAAAUCAAUCGACACCCAUUCCCCGAUUAAUAACCAACAAAGAAACCUCUAAUGGGAGACGGAAACUAAUCUCAACCAUCUUAACAACUUCAUUGGCAAUUGGUGUUGGUGGUGGAUUACAAGUGACGCCUAUGGCCUUAGCUGAAGCUUGGGGUACGAGGUCAUUUAUCAAGGAAAGGUUUUUCGAACCGGGACUCUCUCCGGAAGAUGCAGUGGCAAGAAUUAGACAAACUGCUGAGGGCUUACAUAGUAUAAGAGAAAUGCUUGAUACUAUGUCAUGGAGGUAUGUUAUCUUUUACAUUAGACUCAAACAAGCUUAUCUUUCUCAGGAUCUUAAGAAUGCUAUGACGACCUUGCCGGAGAGAAGUCGAAAGGCAUACGUGAACAAAGCAAAUGAAUUGGUGGAUAACAUGGCUGAGUUUGAUACCUAUGUUCGAACACCGAAAGUGUAUGAAUCGUACCUUUACUACGAGAAGACAAUGAAAUCACUAGAUGAUCUUGUAGAAUUGCUAGCCUAGGCGCAUAUACCCAAGGAAAUCAAAGAUGGAUUGGUUGUUCUUUGUGCGUCGAUUUCUAAGUUCUUUAAUUUGAUUUACUCUGCUAAGAACUUUAAAUAUAAUGGUUAUUUUCAUGUAAAUAUCAUAAUAUGUUAACAAGAAGAACCAAAUACCCAAAAUGUUUGUAUAAUCUUCUGAAGUUUUGAAUAAUUAAGCUCAAGUGCAUGUAUGUUUAAAUCUUCUGAUUUAAUGUCAACGGCUUUCAAGGUUGUCAUA
This is a messenger RNA of Papaver somniferum (opium poppy), 862 nucleotides long. Its product is annotated as photosynthetic NDH subunit of lumenal location 2, chloroplastic-like. The transcript is spliced from 2 exons. Lineage: Eukaryota; Viridiplantae; Streptophyta; Magnoliopsida; Ranunculales; Papaveraceae. Gene Ontology annotation, cellular component: chloroplast; photosystem II; photosystem II oxygen evolving complex. The coding region runs from base 38 to 607 and encodes 189 amino acids. Gene Ontology annotation, biological process: photosynthesis; photosynthetic electron transport chain. The record is from RefSeq and is a predicted model, not a curated record. Gene Ontology annotation, molecular function: calcium ion binding.